Molecule: messenger RNA, 1622 nt
Organism: Penaeus vannamei (Pacific white shrimp)
Lineage: Eukaryota; Metazoa; Arthropoda; Malacostraca; Decapoda; Penaeidae
Source: RefSeq, a predicted model, not a curated record
ACAGGUCAGAGUCGAGUCAAGGUCACCAUGGCGACCCUGCAGCAGGCGGUGACGGAGGCCCUGGAGGAGCAGCUGGAACCCCUCAACACCGCCCUUAGGCUCAUCCGCCUCGACGCCUUCGCAGAGAACAUCCAUCGACAGCUGGGGACCAUGGAGCACAUCCAGAGUAAACUUCUGACGGAGUACGGCGAGCUGAGGGCGUCUGUGGGCGAGGUCGGGAGGAACACGCUGGAACUCAGCAGGCAAGUUGCAGGUCUCGACAGCCGAGUGGCAGCGCUUGACAGGACACUCAGCCGUCGGCGCGGAGGGGACGACCUUGUCUCCGACCGCCUUGACAGCGACGACUACCCUCAGGCCGGAGUGAACCACGACCUCUCCGACGUCACCGAAGCUGUACGUGAGGCGGUGACUUCCAUCAGCAGCAGACUCCAGGCCACCGAGAGGCGGUUCAAGGAGGACCUGGCGACCCUCGAGAACCGGACGACGGAGGCCCUCAAGAAGUCCCACGCCGACCUCGACCGCCGCAUCGCCAUCGCCGGACUCGACAGCGUCCUCAUCCUCAACACGCUGGACAAGCUGGCCAACAAGACGUGCGCCGCAGGAUCUCAGGACCGCAGGAGCGCCAACGCCCACCAGGGGGUCCGCGGAGACACGCCCGCACGCCCGCGCCCUCACCGUACCCACGUCGAGGAGGACGCCGAGGGAGUGGCCCAGGAUGAGCUGGCUUACUUCCCCGCCGAGGAGGAGGAUCAGGUUCCCACAAGCGGUUCCUCGGGCGAGCGCGUGAGGACGUGGCUCAUCCGGGAGAGCGGCCGCCCCGUCACCGAAGUGCAGACCCUCAACCUCGGGAUGGUCAGUCGUCUGGCUUCCGAGAUCGCUAAGCAGAUGGCCGAGGGUGACCUAGACGCCAACCAGCCCCGUGACUGCGCCGCCGUGGCCGCUGCAGGAGAAACGACCAGCGGCGUCUACACGAUCUUCCCCGCGUCGUGCACAGCCAGGUUCUCGGUGCAGGUCUGGUGUGAGCUGGAGGAGGACGACAACGCGUGGACGGUGCUUCAGAGGCGUGGCUCCAGGACCUCCGAGAUGCCUCACCCCGUCGUCGACUUCUUCAGGGACUGGGCCGAGUACAAGUGGGGCUUCGGUGACCUCGAGGGCGAGUACUGGCUGGGCAACGAGUACAUCCACCAACUGACGCAAUCCGGAGACUACGAGCUACGAGUCGACCUGCUAGACUGGGCCAACGAGACUCGCUGGGCUACCUACAAGCACUUCUCACUCAGCAACGAGGAUCACAACUAUACACUCAGCCUUGGAGACUACGAAGGCACAGCUGGUAAUUCCCUCAAGUACCACCAGGGGGCUCCCUUCAGCACCAGGGACAGGGACAACGACUUCAACCCCCGAGGCCACUGCGCCCGGACCUUCCACGGCGCCUGGUGGUUCACUGCCUGCCAUGAGUCCCACCUGAACGGCCGCUACCACCACGGGCGCCACAAGAGCUACGGCGACGGAAUCAACUGGAUGGCCUUCAGAGGACACAACUACUCCCUGAAAUUCUCCAGGUUGAUGAUCAGGCGCACCAACCUCUAAGGGCGCUUCGGGAAGGUCGCUUCAUCUUACAA